AUGGAUAGGUUAAAGGCUCUUUGGGCACUUGACUCAAGUGUUAGGGGAAGUAGAGCGGUCACUAGAGCAAGAGAUGAGAAUGGUGAAGGAACUAGAGAGAACCCCGGAAGUUUGAGAUAUGAUUAUACCCAUCCUUCAAAGAUAAGGAGUGGAAAGCAUUUCGAGUCGAGCACUAUGUUCGUCGCCUUCAAAGGAGUGUACUUCGAUGUGGAGCCUAAAGUAGAAGUCCCUCUUUUUUCUUCAAGUAUGCCUUUUCGUGGUGCACCUUUUGUUUUGAAGUCCGUAGAAUCGCCUAGUGGUACCUCUAAGGCCCAAAGGAGUUUGGAGAGGGAUUUGGAGCAAGUUGAGAAUUUGUAA
Dovyalis caffra is the source of this 357-nucleotide messenger RNA. NCBI's taxonomy places the organism in Eukaryota, Viridiplantae, Streptophyta, Magnoliopsida, Malpighiales, Salicaceae. The record is from the annotation of a GenBank genome assembly.